AAAGUUCAAGACGCCGAAGGUUUGAAAUUGGAUUCUGCAGUCACGGAACAAACAGCAUAAUUACGGAUAAAACGCUGUGGGGAAAAAAAGAAAGAAAAUGCCCCUUUUUUGAUCAGCAUGUUCAAUUGCAGCAAGGGAUGUGGGAAGAAUUAUCAUCAAGGUAAAGAACGAAGGGAGAAAGAGGUAAGACACACCUGCAGAACAUGCUCCUGAGAUAGCAUGUGAAAAUUACAUCAUCGUUUGCUAAAGCAAACAGCAGUGGGCGUUUUGUGUUCGGAGCUUUCCCACCCAGCAACACAUCCCUUUGGAUUCCGUAUUAAAAAAAGAGGUUGAACUGCAGAAUGACACACCCACCAGAAUGAUCACAACUGCUUUACCACGACUGCUUGAGGUUUAUUAGACGUACUUUUAAGCUCAAAUUCAACACUUGAGAAAAGUAAGAGAGAGAGAGAAAGAGAGAAACACACCAGGUACUCAUGGAGGAGGCAGAUGCCAUUUACUACGGGGACUACAAUGAGUCCUACUUUGACGACAACUCCAGCAUUAACUAUGAGGAUUAUAUUUUCCUAUGCGAGAAAGACGAUGUCAGAAAGUUUGCUCAAUCCUUCUUGCCGGCAUUCUACACCAUCACGCUCAUCCUCGGGCUUGCUGGAAACUCCCUGGUCAUAGCCAUCUAUGCUUAUUACAAGCGGAUUAAGACAAAGACAGACUUGUAUAUUAUGAAUGUGGCCAUUGCUGACCUGCUGCUUCUUUUCACUCUGCCCUUCUGGGCGUUACAAGCCGUUCACGGCUGGGUAGUGGGGAUCGCCCUGUGCAAAAUCUGCUCCGUUUUGUUUGUGAUGAAUUUUAACGCUGGCAUGUUCUUCUUGGCCUGCAUCAGCGUGGACCGAUAUGUUGCCAUCUCCAGGGUGACAAGCCGGCCCACCAUAGGGAUCAAAGGGAGGAUCACUUGCUUGUGUGUCUGGCUGUUGGCCUUUCUACUCAGCAUCCCCGAUUUGAUAUUUACCACGGUGGCUAACAGAGAAGACAUGGAUCGCUGCAUGAUCAUCUUCCGUUCACACACAGAGACAUCGGCCAAGGCCAUGGUCCAGGUCCUAGAAAUCCUCCUGACUUUUGUAAUCCCAUUACUGGUCAUGGUGUACUGUUACUCCAAAGUGGCCAGAGCACUGUCCAGAGUCACCAAUGUGAAGAAGCGUAAGACGUUCAAGGUGCUCCUGGCAGUAGUCGGGCUCUUCUUCCUGACCCAGGUACCGUACAACAUCGUCAAGUUCUGCCGCCUAAUUGACAACAUUUAUCUGGUCAUCACGGAUUGCCAGAGCAGCAAAAGGUUCGACGUUGCCAUCCAGGUCACAGUGAGCAUCGCCCUGUUCCACAGCUGCCUCAACCCCAUCCUUUACGUCUUUAUGGGAGCAACAUUCAAGAGUUACAUUGUGAAAGCAGUCAAAGAGUACAGCUACCUCCGCAGACAGCGGAACAGGCCGGACACCAUCCAGUACUCCUUCAACUCUUUGUCCCAAUCCGAGCAAACCACGAGCUUCACAAUGUAGCAACAGAACUGGCAGCAAGAGAAUGGAAAUUUGCAUUUCUAUAGCAUCCACGUAAAAGAAAAGCUUCAAACUGCCUCACAUGAUGAGAUAAAUUUGAAGCGAAUGUUUUUUUUAAACGGAGCAAAUGGUAAUUUGCAACCAGCAAAGUUUUACCAAGCAACAACAACAAUAAAAUUACAUUGUUAUAUAGUACCUUUCAUGUCGGAAAGAAGUCCCAAGCCGCUGGGACAUCCUUCCUGAAACAGCAAAAUGAGCAGGUGAUUAGUUGAAUUUUGAGGAUGAGAUUGGAUGAGGAGGGAAUAUAAUCCAGGACAAUGGGAGAAAUUUCCACUGUUCUUUUUAAGUGUUUACUAGUGGUGAAUACAGUAAAACUCACAUAAGUCUGAUCUGUCUAAGUCAUAUAAUCACCUA
Callorhinchus milii (elephant shark) is the source of this 1958-nucleotide messenger RNA. Its product is annotated as atypical chemokine receptor 4. Bases 477 to 1547 code for a protein of 356 amino acids. Gene Ontology annotation, cellular component: membrane. Gene Ontology annotation, biological process: immune response; G protein-coupled receptor signaling pathway; chemotaxis. Gene Ontology annotation, molecular function: chemokine binding; chemokine receptor activity; scavenger receptor activity. The transcript is spliced from 2 exons. NCBI's taxonomy places the organism in Eukaryota, Metazoa, Chordata, Chondrichthyes, Chimaeriformes, Callorhinchidae. The record is from RefSeq and is a predicted model, not a curated record.